Molecule: messenger RNA, 1012 nt
Organism: Cottoperca gobio
Lineage: Eukaryota; Metazoa; Chordata; Actinopteri; Perciformes; Bovichtidae
Gene: ch25hl1.1
Product: cholesterol 25-hydroxylase like 1, tandem duplicate 1
Exons: 1
Coding region: 64-885 (273 amino acids)
Biological process (GO): lipid biosynthetic process
Molecular function (GO): oxidoreductase activity; iron ion binding
Source: RefSeq, a predicted model, not a curated record
GCAGAACAUUGUGUUGAUCCUGAGACUGGCAGCAGCAGCAGCCUUCAGUGGUACCACAGGGAGAUGUUGAACAUCAGUGAGCUGCCUCUGCAGGCUUCGGACCGUCUACUGCAGCCAUUCUGGGAUUAUUUGCUUUUACACCACCUGCAUCUCAUCGCAUCUCCCUUUUUCCCUGUCCUACUCGCCUCCACCAGCUAUGUAUGCUUCAGCAUACCUUUUGCUGCGCUGGACCUCUUGGGAGAAAGAGUGCCUUUAUUCCAUCAGUACAAGAUCCAACCAGACAGUCAGCCAACAGUGGGAAUGAUGGCCAAGAGCUUCAUGACAGCACUGUACAACCACAUAUUCUUUGUUCUGCCAUCUGUAAUAAUUAGCAUGUUCAUACUGCCUACACCAAUACUGCCAAAGGAUGCUCCUACUCUGUAUGAAGUAUUUGUUGAUGGAUUGGCUAUACUUCUCCUCUUUGACACUCAAUACUAUAUUUGGCAUGUUAUACAUCACAAGCAGCCACAGCUUUACCGGUGGAUUCAUGCAGUCCACCAUGAAUACAAGGCUCCUUUCUCUUGGUCGACUGAGCAGCUCAGCCCCCAAGAACUGAUUUCUGUUGGACUCUGGAGCAACCAGGACCCAAUUCUUUUAAAAAGCCACCCAUUGACCGCAUGGUGCAUCACAGUUUUCAGUAUCUGGAUGUCUGUGGAGGACCACAUAGGCUAUGACCUGCCGUGGACUCUCAACCACCUGGUGCCUUUUGGUCUGCUGGGCGGUGCACCGGCUCAUGACAUGCACCACCAGAAGCCGAGCAGCAACUACGCUCCUUUCUUCAGCCACUGGGACAGAAUCUUUGGCACUGCUGCUCAUCAGAAGAAAAAGACUAUGAAAGUUCUGUAAAUAUCGCAUGUUAUUGUUGUUUUUUUAGCACCGUCACAUUCACAAUACAAUUUUUUUUUACUAUUAAUUUUAUAGCACUUGCUGAGUCUUUGCUGCUGCUCCUCCAGGUGUUUUAUUCUGAGGUUAU